AUGUCAACUAGCUUGAAGGGUAUCACCAUCUUAGAAGAAAACUAAUACACUCGUGAGGUUUUGACUCCUGAAUGUUUACAAUUCGUUGCCACCUUACAUAGACAAUUCAACUCUACUAGAAAGGCCCUCCUCAGAGCCAGGAAAGAAAGAGCUUAACUCGUCGAUAGAGGUAUGGCCCUCACCUAUCCUCCUGAAACUAAGCACAUUCGUGAAGGAGACUGGAAGGUUGCUCCUCCUCCCAAGGAUGUUGAGAGAAGAUGGAUCGAACUUACUGGCCCACCCAAUCCUAAGCUCACCAUCAACGCUAUGAACUCAGGAGCUGACGUUUUCAUGGCUGAUUUCGAAGAUGCACUUGCUCCUACAUGGGUAAAUUAAGUCAGUGGACAAAAGACUCUUAUCUUAGCCAAUAAGAAAGCUCUUUAGUUCAAUGACAAAAAUAAGGAAUACAAGUUAAAUCCUGAUUCUUACACUGUUCUUUUUGUUAGACCUAGAGGCUGGCAUUUGGAAGAAACUCACUUAGUCAUCGACGGAGAACCAUGCUCUGCAUCAUUAUUCGACUUUGCAGUUUAUUUCUUCCACAAUGUUAGACUUAGACUUGCUAAUGGUUGUGGUGGAAUCUAUUACUACCUUCCUAAGAUUGAAGCCUACAGAGAAUGCAGACUUUGGAAUGAUGUCUUCGUUAAGGCCUAAUAACUAUUCAACUUACCUAUUGGCACAAUUAGAUGCACAGUCUUGAUCGAAACUUUGGGUGGUGGUCUUGAAAUGGAAGAAUUCCUUUAUGAAUUAAGAGAUCACAUUGUUGGAUUAAAUGCUGGUAGAUGGGACUACAUCUUCUCUGCUAUUAAGAUGCUUAAGAACAACAAAGCUGCUAUCCUCCCUGACAGAUCCCAAGUCACUAUGACCGUUCCUUUCAUGAGAGCAUACACAAACAGACUCAUUCAAGUAUGCCACAAGAGAGGAGCUCAUGCUAUUGGUGGUAUGAGUGCUUUCAUUCCUGCUAAGGAUAAAGCUUAGAAUGAAUUCGCUUUUAACAAGAUCACUGAAGACAAGACUAGAGAAGUUAACGACGGUUUUGAUGGAUCUUGGGUUGCCCAUCCAGGAAUGGUUAAGCACGCUAGAGAUAUAUUCGAAAAAUAUUUAAAAGGAAAGGCUAACCAAAAGUAGGUAUUACGUGAAGAUAUUAAAGUAACUGCAGAUGAUAUCACCAAUUUAACUGUUGAAAAACCUAUUACUGAAAAUGGUGUUAGAUAAAAUAUCAACGUAGCUAUUUAAUACACUUAUUACUGGAUUACUGGUACUGGAGCAGUUGGUCUCCAUAAUUUGAUGGAAGAUGCUGCUACUGCUGAAAUUUCCCGUUCCUAACUCUGGUAGUGGAUUAGAUAUAGAUGCAGAACUGACUCUGGAGUCUUAAUAAAUGAAGCCCUUUACAGGUAAAUAUCAAUUUCUUUCAAUAAAAAAAGAUUAAUUUAUAAUUAUUUUGAAAUUAAAUUUGUAGAGCUGUAAGAGAUGAAGAAGUAACUAAAUUAAGAUCAACUUUAACCAACGAAGUGGCUUUACAAAGAGCUGUUGAUGUUAUUGACAAAGUAGUCCUUGAUGAAACUUUCUACGAUUUCUUAACAGUUGAAGCAUAUCCAAUUUUAAAUAACUUAAAUGUCUCUCAUGUUACUCCUAGACUUUGAGAAGAAAAUAAACUAACUAUCCCAAUAUUUUAAAACUUAAAUGACUUUUUAUAAAUAUAAAAUAUUUUUAUAAUAAAUUUCUUUUAUUUUGCAUACAUAUUUGAAUAAUCUAUCUACCUAUCUGCAUAACAGUAUUUUACUUUUAAAAUAUGAUCAAUUCUAAAUAUUUUUUAGUUAAAUUUUAUUUAUAAAAUGA
Molecule: messenger RNA, 1875 nt
Organism: Tetrahymena thermophila SB210
Lineage: Eukaryota; Ciliophora; Oligohymenophorea; Hymenostomatida; Tetrahymenidae
Product: malate synthase
Exons: 3
Biological process (GO): glyoxylate cycle
Cellular component (GO): peroxisomal matrix; cytoplasm
Molecular function (GO): malate synthase activity
Source: RefSeq, a predicted model, not a curated record